Messenger RNA from Closterium sp. Naga37s-1, 442 nucleotides. The record is from the annotation of a GenBank genome assembly. NCBI's taxonomy places the organism in Eukaryota, Viridiplantae, Streptophyta, Zygnematophyceae, Desmidiales, Closteriaceae.
AUGCAUGCGCGCUGGCCCCAUGCAUGCGCGCUGGCCCCACGCAUGCGCGCUGGCCCCAUGCAUGCGCGCUGGCCCCAUGCAUGCGCGCUGGCCCCAUGCAUGCGCGCUGGCCCCAUGCAUGCGCGCUGGCCCCAUGCAUGCGUGUCGCUUCCAAAUGCCCGCCCAGCUGGCAAGCACAAACCAAUGUGUGCUCCCCACUGUACGCCCCGCUGUGCGCCCGUGAUUGUGCCCGUGCGUGUGCCCGUGCGUGUGCCCGUGCGUGUGCCCGUGAGUGUGCCCGUGCGUGUGCCCGUGAGUGUGCCCGUGCGUGUGCCCGUGCAUGUGCCCGUGAGUGUGCCCGUGUGUGUGCCCGUGCGUGUGCCCAUGCGUGUGCCCGUGAGUGUGCCCGUGAGUGUGCCCGUGCGUGUGCCCGUGAGUGUGCCCGUGCGUGUGCCGUGUGCCC